Molecule: messenger RNA, 393 nt
Organism: Linum tenue
Lineage: Eukaryota; Viridiplantae; Streptophyta; Magnoliopsida; Malpighiales; Linaceae
Source: the annotation of a GenBank genome assembly
AUGAUCCCCAAAGCGUUACUAGCGGCGGUCGUUCUAGCGACGGUGAUACGAGGCUUCUUCGGUGCGAGGAUUCGGGUUACCAACAAGUUAGAGCUCGAGAUGGCGGUGAUAGUGCAUUGCGCAUCCAAGGACGACGACCUCCGAGGCCAGCUCCUCGACUUCAAUGCUACAUACGAGUGGCGUUUCGAGAGGAACUUUUUCGGGGGAACUGUUUUCUGGUGCAACCUGGCGUUUCGAGAUAACCGUCUUUCUUUCACCGCGUACGAUCAGGACAAUCUUUCGUACAUCCUGGACUACGAUGUAAGCAGCGAUGGAGUUUCUGGGGAAGACAUUCGAACCAGCGGCCGACAAGUUCAUGUCUGUUCGUGGAACAGGAAGGUUGUUGCCAACUGA